Schistocerca americana (American grasshopper) is the source of this 1705-nucleotide messenger RNA. Its product is annotated as octopamine receptor Oamb-like. Gene Ontology annotation, cellular component: dendrite; membrane. The coding region runs from base 1313 to 1705 and encodes 130 amino acids. Gene Ontology annotation, biological process: chemical synaptic transmission; G protein-coupled receptor signaling pathway, coupled to cyclic nucleotide second messenger. NCBI's taxonomy places the organism in Eukaryota, Metazoa, Arthropoda, Insecta, Orthoptera, Acrididae. The record is from RefSeq and is a predicted model, not a curated record. The transcript has 3 exons. Gene Ontology annotation, molecular function: G protein-coupled serotonin receptor activity; octopamine receptor activity; neurotransmitter receptor activity.
GCCGGUCGCCGGCCGGGCAUGCGCCGCUGCCGCCGCAACCCCGCAGCGUCGCGCCGCCCGACAGGUACCGGAGCGGCCGGGGCAGCUUGGUAACGUGACGACCACGCGCAGACAAUCAUCGGGCCAAGAGCGACCAUUCUACACUGAUCCACCAAUCCAUCGUAGGAAGUAGUCUGGCAACCAUCCAGUGAGAUUUCUACGCCGUAACAAGUGUCACACUGCUACGAACGUUCGAAUUCUGGUUUUAACCGUUUACUUCUGUUUUCCAAACUGCAGCAUCUGUGAGCUAUUUAUUUUUGGUGCAUCAGAAGUUACGGUAAAUACAGAUUUCCCAUCGUUGGGUCAGAAGCUCAGCCAAGGAAGAAACAUGACGAUCGGCUGAGUCGGCUGAGUCGAUGAAUGAAAAAACUUGCUGAGGCUAUCGUGUGCUGCUCUAUUACACUGGACGACUCGCCUCACCUGAAACUUUCUCGCAAACACUUUCAUCGUCUGUUAGUUUCAGAUUUAUCAGUGAUGACCGUUCCUGCUUCUGACAGCAACUAGAUGAUACUCAAAAAUGGAAUCUUCCCUUCAGUCUGGAGUUCAAACGGAAACCGUACUUCUGUGUCUGAUGCUUGUUCUUUGCAUUGAUGGAUCGACGCGAAUAUGUAGCACCAACGUGAAUGUGUUGUGGUACAGUUGGUUGACCAGAACGUUGCGAUCAAGUAAACUAGGAGUACUUUCAGGAAGGAAAUGUCAUGGUAUUCAACUAUCACCGUACAAAUCUCAUAGUUACUUCACCGUACACUGACAAGGUUUACAGUUUUCGUUUAGCUAUAUUGUAGGUGUUUUCUUAUUACCUCGUGUUGUUUCUCCUUUUGUGAUGUAUGCGUUUCUGCAGUUGAACCUUUGUAGUUAGUUAAUUAUGUGUGCUAAAUAAAGGCCAAAGAAGAUUAUAACAUGUCUGAGAAACAUAGCCUGCUCUGAUUCCUUAUCAAAGGUCACUUGGACAGAAUCCAAAACUAUUUCUACACUCAAGUAAUAUUUUCGCUGAACAUGUUACGUGUAUAAUUGCUACAUGAUAGCUAGGUAACCUGCUAGGUGUUCAUUCAGGUGAGGUGUGACUUGAGUGAUUACAGAAGCCGACUUAGGAUUAGAACAAAAGCACCUGUGGUACAAAACAAGACCUUUCUGACGACCUAUUGGCCACAAACAGAUUCCCAAAGUGAUCUAGAGUGGUCGCCGUGUGGAAUUCGACAGAUCCUUUCGGUUCUGCACGCCAGAACAUCGCUUCUGACUUGAGCACCUGUAGCGGAGGAGGGCCACAUCUGCGAUGGACUCUGUCAGCGGUGGCGCCGAGUCCGGCAACGGCUCACUAGAGACCCAGUGGUGUCCUGAGGAGCCCGAGAUCGCGUGGACCGAGGGCCGCAAUGUGGCCACGCUGGGCGUGCUCGCCAUCAUCGACGUCAUGGUGGUGGCGGGAAACUGCCUGGUGGUGGCCGCCGUGUUCCUGUCGCACAAGCUGCGUUCCGUCACCAACCUCUUCAUCGUCUCGCUCGCCGUCGCUGACCUCCUGGUCGGAGUCGCCGUGCUGCCCUUCAGCGCCGCCUGGGAAGUAUUCAAGUUCCAGGAAAUCCAGAAUCCAAUGUCAUCAGAAAUGGAGCCGCGGAGAAUAGGGUUACAGGUGCGGAAUACAGACAGGACGCGCAACAACGCCCUGCUCUAG